Messenger RNA from Toxotes jaculatrix (banded archerfish), 2542 nucleotides. It is a transcript of the gene ano10a, whose product is annotated as anoctamin 10a. The transcript is spliced from 15 exons. NCBI's taxonomy places the organism in Eukaryota, Metazoa, Chordata, Actinopteri, Toxotidae. The record is from RefSeq and is a predicted model, not a curated record. Gene Ontology annotation, cellular component: plasma membrane. Bases 292 to 2298 code for a protein of 668 amino acids. Gene Ontology annotation, biological process: chloride transmembrane transport. Gene Ontology annotation, molecular function: chloride channel activity.
ACGCGUUGAUAAAACCAUAUCUCGCACGAGGCGGCAGUGAUUGGUUCACGGCUGCGGGUGCACGGGAGCAGUACAGUUGGAGGGGUGUGACCGCUGCGCUUCUUCGUGACGUGGAACAUAACUGAAGUCCACUGGGUGCACGAGCCUUCAGACACCAAACUACACUACACAUGUCGUUGAUUCAGUAAUCUGACUGUUCACAGAUCAGCUGGCCCUCAGCUCCUCACCCCGAGGCUGGAACAAAGCCGUUUUCCCACACAGCCCAAAGUUCCGGGUGCUCUGAGAGGGAGGAUGGUGCUGCAGAUGGCGUCCAUAGACAGCGGUGGAUCCAGUUUCACUCCUCUGGUGGUGAUAGAGCUGGCCUCAGACACUAAGGAGGAAGCCAUUGGAUGGCUACUGAGCAGGAUAAGAGACCAGCAACAGAAUGGAGGUGCUGAGCUGCUUGUGGCACAGCUAGGCCCUGGAAUCGGGGUUCAGGAGAAGGAAAACCCCAACAUAUUCUUGGUCGGGGCCUCCCGGCAGAGGCUCCUCUCUGGUGCUGAGGAUGUGGGCCUCUUCAAAGAGUUCAGUGAUGGGUCCAUGAGGGGCUUCACCUGUGCCAACAAACACAACUUCAAAGACUUUGAAGGGGAUGGAGACAACUUCCUCAGCAUGGCUGAGUGUCAGUACAUCAUUAAACAUGAGCUGGACACGUUAAGAGCCAAAGAUGAAACUCAUGUACCAGGAUACACCCAGGUCAAGCUCUACCCCGGGAAAUCUGUCAUUCGCAGAUUGCAGUCCAAAGGCAUCCUGAUCCAAAUGUUUCCUCUGCAUGAAAAGGAGGAACUGAAGAGACUGUCUUUUUCUUGGUACCAAAAGGUGAAGUUGUCCCUUCAGCCGCUGGAUGAUAUCAGACACUACUUUGGUGAGGGCCAGGCUUUCUACUUUGGCUUCCUGGAAUACUUUACCUUUGCCCUGGUGCCUAUGGCUCUCGUUGGGAUACCUUACUAUUUGUUUGACUGGGAGGACUACGACAAAUAUGUGGUCUUUGCUGUUUUUAACUUGAUCUGGUGUACUGUUAUUCUGGAGUUAUGGAAGCGGUUCAGCGCCACGUUAGCCUACCGCUGGGGCACACUGAGCAGGAAGAAAGCCUUCGAGGAACCUCGGCCUGGUUUCCACGGUGUCCUCGGGUUCAACCCUGUGACGGGCCGUGAGGAACCUCUCUACCCCAAUUCCAAGAGGCAGCUGCGCAUCUACCUUGUGUCCCUACCCUUUGUCCUGCUCUGCCUCUACCUGUCCUGCUACGUCAUGAUGAUCUACUUUCAGAUGGAGGGAUGGGCGCUGGCAGUCCACGAUGAGGAGCCCACAUUCUGGACAGGAAUACUGUUGUUCAUCCCCAGCAUUAUCUAUGCUGUGGUCAUAGAAGUUAUGAACCUCAUCUACAGAUACGCUGCUGAGUUCCUCACAGAGUGGGAGAAUCACAGGCUGGAGUCGUCGUAUCAGAAUCACUUGGUCCUCAAAGUAUUAGUGUUCAACUUCUUCAACUGUUUUGCCUCGCUGUUCUACAUCGCCUUCGUCAUGCACGACAUGGCGCUGCUCAGACAGAGUCUGGCCACCCUGCUCAUCACCAGUCAGAUCUUAAAUCAAUUCAUGGAGGCCUUCCUGCCCUACUGGCUCCAGAGGAGACGCAACAAGAAGAUGAUCCGCAAAGUCCAGAAGAGAAGAACUCUGGAGGACAAAGAGCUUCCUCUGGCUGAGCAGGUCCGUCUGGAGGCCGACAUGAGCACAUACUUGGGUACAUUUGAUGACUACCUUGAGCUGUUCCUUCUCUUUGGUUACGUCAGUCUGUUCUCGUGCGUCUACCCUCUGGCGGCUGUCCUGGUGGUGCUGAACAACAUCACUGAGGUUUACUCGGAUGCCUUCAAGAUGUGUCGCGUGUUCAAACGACCCUUCUCCGACCCAGCAACGAACAUAGGAGUCUGGCAGCUCGCCUUUGAAGCCAUGAGUGUGAUCGCUGUUGUGACCAACUUUGCACUGAUCGGCAUGUCUCCACAAGUCAAGGCUUACUUCCCCGAGUCAGAGACACAGCUCAUACUGUGGACGGUGGCUAUUGAGCAUGGACUGCUGGCCUUCAAGUUCAUUCUGACCUUCCUCAUCCCAGAUGUCCCCAAACACAUCCAGAUCAAACUGGCCCGCCUGGAGUUCGAAUCACUGGAGGCCCUCAAGAAAAAGAGACAGCUCCAUGGAGGAAAAUGCUUGAAGCCUCGGAGCUCAGUAAGAUGGUGCAGUGAGGAGGAGAGGAGAGCCUGCAGACACUGAUGGAACCUCCACCCUGCUUCACUCAGCUUUAACACAACAGGCUGCUGUUUACACUGGCGUGCUGACAACCAUUCACCUGUGUGUAUUUUUGUGUUUGUGUGGCUGAUUUUUUCAAGCUUUGGUUCGUUGUUUAUCUUCAGUAUCUUCACAGCAUCACUGAGGUUUAUGGGGAAAAAAAAAAGCAGUUUACUACUCCAGGAGUUGGAAGGCAGAUGAUGUUGUAUGUGCACAGCUGUUCCAGAUG